UGACACAGCGAGAAACUCCCUACUCGACGACUGGCGCUGCCUUGACAGUUUCGUGUGUGGUCGAGGGCACCGCGGAGGUACCGAUGUCUGGGUCGGUGUACCUGCACUUGUGGCUCUUGGCGGCCAUGUGCACGGCGAUGUGGUGUUCGCCGCGGUCCAAACAGCCUGUUGAUUACGGGAAGGUGAAGCGAGCCUGGCCGGUUCCGUACAGGCGUUUUGACCACCGGCCCAAGACAGAUUCCUUUUGCCAAGCCCUGUACCCGUUCUGCCCCACGGGAUCCCCAGAUGGAAGUAUUCCUCUGAUGAAAGACAGCGACAGGGUUCAGGUGUUUCGUCUGCAAACACCCGUGUGGGAAUUCAAGUACGGAGACCUCCUUGGACAUUUUCACAUCAUGCACGAUGCCAUUGGCUUCAGGAGUUCUCUGACUGGGAGAAACUACACGAUGGAGUGGUAUGAGCUCUUCCAGCUGGGUAACUGCACUUUCCCCCACCUAAGACCAGAGCUGGAAGCCCCCUUCUGGUGUAAUCAGGGGGCAGCAUGCUUCUAUGAAGGAAUCGAUGACCUUCACUGGAUGCAGAAUGGGACCUUGGAACAGGUUGCUGAAAUGACAGGAUCUCAGUUCAAUGAAAUGGCCAGAUGGGUUCGUGAAGACAAUGAGACAGGAAUAUAUUAUGAAACGUGGACGGUUCAGGCCGAGCCCAGCCCUAAUACAACAGUGUGGUUUGAAUCUUAUGACUGUUCUCAGUUUGUGCACCGGACAUACAGGAAAUUAGCAGAUCUGGGCGUCACGUUUAGCAGUAAGCAGCAGACUAACUAUACCAAGAUAUUCCUGUACAGCACAGAACCAGUCUUUCUGGGGAAUGACUCCUCCAUCUUUGGACAAGCAGGAAAGCAGGAGUUGGCUGCAGACAUCCGAAAAUUCUACCACCCAUUUAGACCUCAUCAGUCGGUUAAAGAGUUCCUGAUCAGUCUGCUACAAGUCUUAGACAAGGUUAUCCUGGAACGGAGCUUCUACCUGUAUUACAAUUAUGAAUACUGGCACCUACCAAUGAAGCCACCAUACAUAAAGAUUACAUAUGAAGAAAUUCCUUUACCUCAUACAGGUAAAGCAAUAAUUGAGUAGUAAUCGGGAACAAACUCCUUGCACCUUCUUGAAAGUGCCUUGUCAUUUUUGACCUUCUUCAAAUGCCUAUGCAGUUGUUCAAUCCAGCCACACUAAUUAUUAAUCAUGUCAAUGCCAGAAACACCAAUAAGUGCACAUCCUGGUGAAGUGAACCCCCCACAGACCAGCUGGAGUCAGUGUCGGUGUACUUGAGAAGCGCUGGGUGAAAGCAGCACACAACCCUGGACAGGCACCUAGUCCAUCACAGAGCAAAGAUACACAACCACAGUAGGCUUCCAAAUUGAAUCAUCUGAACUUUUACAUUCUCAAAAGGGGGGUGGACAUUUCUGGCUGACAUUUUACAGCUGAACACUGCACAUUUCCACCACCGUCUGAAACACUGGAGCAAAGACCUUUUUGUAACCUUAAAUUCACUCCCUAAACAUGAUGUACAGUAAUCCCUCCUCGAUCGUGGUGGAUGCAUUCCAGAAUCCCCCACGAAAGGUGAAAAUCCGUGAAGUAAAAACCAUACGUUUAUAUUGUUAUUUUUAUAUUGUCACGCUUGGGUCA
This is a messenger RNA of Polypterus senegalus (gray bichir), 1673 nucleotides long. RefSeq names its product CLN5 intracellular trafficking protein (gene cln5). Gene Ontology annotation, biological process: lysosome organization. The record is from RefSeq and is a predicted model, not a curated record. Lineage: Eukaryota; Metazoa; Chordata; Cladistia; Polypteriformes; Polypteridae. The transcript is spliced from 4 exons. Gene Ontology annotation, molecular function: hydrolase activity, acting on glycosyl bonds. Bases 84 to 1124 code for a protein of 346 amino acids. Gene Ontology annotation, cellular component: lysosomal membrane; lysosome.